Messenger RNA from Ilyonectria robusta, 385 nucleotides. RefSeq lists its product as uncharacterized. The transcript has a single exon. Bases 17 to 307 code for a protein of 96 amino acids. The record is from RefSeq and is a predicted model, not a curated record. Lineage: Eukaryota; Fungi; Ascomycota; Sordariomycetes; Hypocreales; Nectriaceae.
UUGGCAUCUACUAGGCAUGGCUGCCCAUCCGAAUCGUGUGGGUGGGUGUCAAGUAGCACGCUUAUUAGAGGGGCCUUGGGUUGGCACUCGCUCACGGCUCACGGCUCACAGGCCGGUCUCGCCGAAGCAGCAUCGUAAUCUGGAUCCAAAGCGUCGAGUCCUGUGCCAUUCGAGAAAGAACUGUGCCCCGUCCGUCUCGCUUGAGGAUCGUGACGAUACCGGAGUCCCCCGCGCUCCGAGGGGAGUGGUUCUCAGAUGGGGCACGAGGAGUGUGGCGAAAGCACGGCUGAAGGAAGCUCAACCUUAGAGCUUUCCCGAGGACCAACGGAGCGUGGAGGCCUGGCCGGCGAAGAGCGUGCCGUUGCGAAGCCUUGGGAUGGGUGGC